This is a messenger RNA of Lepisosteus oculatus (spotted gar), 3164 nucleotides long. RefSeq names its product VPS16 core subunit of CORVET and HOPS complexes (gene vps16). NCBI's taxonomy places the organism in Eukaryota, Metazoa, Chordata, Actinopteri, Semionotiformes, Lepisosteidae. Gene Ontology annotation, biological process: intracellular protein transport; vacuole fusion, non-autophagic; endosomal transport. Gene Ontology annotation, cellular component: cytoplasm; endosome; HOPS complex. Gene Ontology annotation, molecular function: actin binding. The record is from RefSeq and is a predicted model, not a curated record.
GCAGAGAACAGUAAGAGGAAGUAAAUAAAGAUGCAGAGAGAGAGAAGCUGGUAAUAGAAUAUCGUUAAUGCCGGUGGUCAUCUUCGCAGGAAUAACCCAAAACCCAUUUUGCUCAUGAUCUAGGUAAAGGGAAGAAAAUGGCAUUUGUCACCGCGAACUGGAAUCCUCUGGGCGAAGCCUUCUACAGGAAGAUCGAGCUGUAUGUGAUGGGCUGGAACCUAAAGGAGGGACUAAAAGACUGUCUGAUUGCCGCAGCGCCAUACGGGGGUCCUAUCGCCCUGUUGAAGGGACACCAGAAGCGCUCUCCCACUGCUCGGCCCCAGCUGGAGAUCUACUCUGCAUCCGGCUCUCUCCUGGCCAGCUUCUUGUGGAAGAGUGGCACAGUCGUGGCCCUGGGCUGGACAGUCAGCGAUGACCUGUUGUGUGUGCAGGAGGAUGGUUCUGUUCUGCUGUAUGACCUGUUUGGUGACUUCAAGAGGCAUUUCAGCAUGGGCAAUGAAGUCCUUCAGAACCAUGUGAUUGAAGCUAAGGUCUUCCACUCACCCUAUGGGACAGGGGUAGCUAUACUGACUGGAGCAUUCAGGUUUACCCUGGCAACCAACAUUGAUGAUCUCAAACUGCGUCGCUUGCCUGAGGUCCCAGGGCUACAGGGGGCGCCCUCAUGCUGGGCUGUGCUAACUCAGGACAGACAGACCAAGGUGCUGCUGGCCAGUGGGAGUGACCUGUACAUACUGGACAACACAUCCUGCACUGCUGUGACACCCCCAGGCAUUGACCCCCAGGUCAGCAGCUAUAUUCAGAUGGCCAUCUCCUUCAGCUAUAAAUACCUGGCCUUGUUCACAGACGCAGGGCACGUGUGGAUGGGCACUUCCAACCUCAAGGAAAAGCUCAGCAAAGUGGACACCAAGGUGCGCACCCCACCUAAGCAGAUGGUCUGGUGUCGCCGGCCCAAGAGCCAGCAGCCUUCAGUGGUGGUGAUGUGGGACCGACUGCUCCUGGUGGCUGGAGAGUGUAAUGAGACCAUCCAGUAUCACUUGGACGAUGAUUCGAUUCUGAUUCCAGAGCUGGACGGCGUCAGAAUCAUCAACAGCACACACCAUGAGAUGCUUCAAGAAGUACCAGGGCCCUGUGAGGAGAUUUUUAAGAUUGCUUCCAUGGCCCCUGGUGCUCUGCUGUUGGAGGCACACAAGGAAUACGAGAAGGAGAGUCAGAAGGCAGACGAGUAUCUCCGGGAGAUAAAGGAACAAAGUCUGCUGGGGGAGGCAGUCAGACAGUGCGUGGAAGCUGCUGGCUUUGAGCAUGAGCCAGAGACCCAGAAAACACUGCUGAGGGCCGCAUCCUUUGGGAAGUGUUUCCUCAGUAAUUUCCCUCCCGAUCUCUUCGUCAGCAUGUGCAGAGAGCUGCGGGUCCUGAAUGCAGUGCGUGACUAUACCGUGGGCAUUCCACUCACACACCCUCAGUAUAAGCAGAUGACGGUGCAGGUGCUUAUAGACAGGCUGGUGUACCGCAGGCUCUAUCCUCUGGCUAUAGAGGUCUGCCGCUACCUAAAGAUCCCGGAGUACCAGGGUGUGAGCAGAGUGCUGAAACACUGGGCCUGCAACAAGGUGCAGCAAAAGGAGGAGCCUGAUGAUGUUAUUGCACGGGCUGUGAAUCAGAAGCUAGGCGAUGCAGUGGGGAUCUCAUAUUCAGAGAUAGCGGCGCGGGCUUAUGAAUGUGGCAGGACAGAGCUGGCCAUCAAGCUCUUGGAGUUUGAGCCUCGCUCCGGGGAGCAAGUGCCCCUUCUGCUGAAAAUGAAGAGAAGUCAGCUUGCUCUGAGCAAAGCGAUUGAGAGUGGGGACACAGACCUGGUGUACACUGUGGUUACCUAUCUGAAAAAUGAGAUGAACCGUGGAGACUUCUUCAUGACUCUGAGAAACCAGCCAGUUGCUCUGAGUCUGUACAGACAGUUCUGUAAGCACCAAGAGCAGGACACACUGAAGGACCUGUUCAACCAGGAUGAUGAUCAUCAGGAGCUGGGAAACUUCUAUGUUAGAGCCAGCUACAGAGAGGGGAAACUGGAGGCACGCUUAGCUGCCCUGCAGAGUGCAGUUGAUGAAUACAACAAGGCCAAGAAUGAGUUCGCUGCCAAGGCCACAGAGGAACAAAUGCGGCUGUUGCGGUUUCAGCGGCGAAUGCAGGAGGAGUUUGACCGGCCCUUCAUGGAUUAUUCCCUCCAGGAAACGCUGCACAGCCUGCUCAUGGAAGGCCGGAUCCGGCCGGCAGAACAGCUUUACAAGGACUUCCGCAUUCCAGACAAGAGGUACUGGUGGCUGAAGAUCUCUGCUCUGGCUGAGAAGGAGGACUGGGAGGAGCUCGAGAAAUUCUCCAGGAGCAAGAAAUCUCCCAUUGGAUACUUGCCCUUUGUAGAAAUCUGUGUGAAGCAUCACAACAAAUAUGAGGCCAAAAAGUAUGUUUCCAAGGUCACACCAGAGCAGAAGGUGAAGGCACAUCUAGCUGUGGGGGAUCUGGAGGGGGCAGCAGAGGCAGCCAUCGAGCGGCGCAGCGAAGGAGAGAUUAGCUUGGUAUUGUCCCAUUGCCCUCCCUCUGCUGACCGUAGCCUGGUGGACCGCCUCACCCGUGCACGCACCACUGCCAGCAAGAAAUAGCCCUUGAAACACAUGGCUUCACCCAGAGAGCGCUUGCACACCCCUAGAGAAAGCUUAUCCAUUGUGGAGAGAGUCAGUCUUAGGAGGGUUGAGGACCAGCCUAGCCUAGAAGAGACCAUGCACUCCCAAGAGCUCCUGUUAACCCCACACAAAUUCCUCUUCACCUAGAGAUUUAAGUCAUCUACAGAGUUUGGACGAUGGUUCUAGUGCUUUUUGGCCAGCAGGGCCUAACCUCAGACAGUUCAUGUCCGCACUCAUCUUGGUUUAUCUGAAUUCCAGUUGAGCUCUCAACUGUUUGUUUAAAUUAUUCACACCUGCAUACCUUACAUGUACAAAGGCACACAUGGACAACAUGUACUCAUAUAUGUUCCUUAACCUACCCUUUGACUUCUACCCAAACAGAGAAGGAAAGACUGCAGGGUCUGAAGUGAAAUUAACUGCUCUCCUCAGUAUUUCUGUGCUGCAUUUUUCAGUGUAAAUUGCUGUUGAUAAAAUUAAACUUUGUGACUUCAGUUCCAA